Messenger RNA from Oppiella nova, 555 nucleotides. The record is from the annotation of a GenBank genome assembly. NCBI's taxonomy places the organism in Eukaryota, Metazoa, Arthropoda, Arachnida, Sarcoptiformes, Oppiidae.
AUUACUCUGAACCCACCGGUGAUGCUGAGGGUUUUCGGCAGUCAGUUGUUUAUUGUGUAUAAAUUACCGGCCAUUAAGUCUGAGGAUAAAACAGCCGGCGCUGCACCCAAACUACUCGAAAAGUCCAAAGUUUUGGUGUACGACAUGAAAAAGGACUGGAAUCCCAUCCAAAUUAUAGAGAUGACUGGUGUGGUGUCGGCCAUAGAUAUGAGGGGUCGGGACGUCAUAUUGUGCCAAAAGGACGGCAAAGUGCAGUGCCUGAGUCUGGUCUCUCGCGUCGGAGUCGAGAACUGGUCUCUCAAGUGGAUCGCCUACCACCUGGACAACGAGGGCGUCCCGAAAAAGUGUACUGGCUUAAGUGCCUGCGCUCUGGUGGGCUCGCGGCUACUGUUGGGUACUUUUGAGGGCUCUAUUGAUGUCGUGUUCAUUGAUCCCAAGCCCCAGGACUGCGACAUCUGUGGCGUUGCCUUCGCCCGCAAUAUGGAUCUCAAACACCACAUUAAGUUAGAGCACGGGGUUGAAGGUAAGGCCCCGGGAGGCUCUGGACAUAGUUAG